AUGUCGCCAUCAACAAUAACAUCAUUUCCUGUUUACAUUAAAAUUCGUGUUAAUGAUCAACCGACGGAAGCAAUUGUUGAUACAGGAUCCGCCAUCUCAAUUGUUCAUUCAAAUUUUCUCAAAACCAUUCCUCACCAUAAUUUUUUAUAUCAAACUCAUUUAUGUCAAACUGCAAAUUCAACACCUCUUAAUAUUAUCGGUCAAAUUAAAUUAGAAAUACAAAUUAAAUCUAUUAAAACUUAUGUUACUGCUCACGUUGCUACAAAUUUAAUUACAUCAAUUCUUUUAGGUAAUGAUUGGAUAAAUUCGAAUCAUGUUCACCUUUAUGGUGACCAGAAACAAUUAACCAUUCCUAAUCAAUAUGCCCAAUUAAUUUCAGUCCCGUAUGUGGAACCAACUUGCAUUAAUUAUCCAGCAUUAUUAGUUCAUGAAAUUACUCUUCCUCCAUAUUCACAAAAAUUAGUUGAUAUUACAUGUCAAGUUACUAAUGCUAAUAAUCUUAUAUUUGAACCAUAUGAACGUCACAUAUCAAAACUUAUUUUCGUACCACAUACAUUACUAAAUAUCAACAAAAAUCGAGCCAAAGUAUUAUUAAUAAAUGCACAAAAUCGACAACAAACAUUAUCAAAAAAUACACGAAUCGGAACCAUCUCCCGUGAUGCAACGUAUACUAUAUGUGCAACUACACAAAUUCCAACAAAACAUAAUCCUGUUUUAAAUGAACGUCAUCAAACAUCAACUCGACAUUACAAUAAAUUGAAAUCCAGAGCUGUCUUACGUAAAAAGGACAACUCGAAUCAAGAAAAAUUAAAUAUUAUUUGUCAUCAUUGCAAUGAACAUUUUUUAUCUGGUAAUGAUUUACAAAAACAUCUACGCGCAAAAUGUUAUUCAGAACAGAUUCGACAACAAAUACUCGAAUCGACUAAACAUAUAGAAAAUCGAAAACAUCAAUUAGCAAUUCAAGAUAUACUAUGGCGAAAUAAAAUAUUAUUCGAUCCUACACCAUCAAUAAUAAAUAUACCUCCACAAUCUGCAAUUAAAACUGGUGAUCACCCACCUAUCUAUUCAAAACAAUAUCCAGCUUCAUAUAAAGAUCAAGAAAUUAAAUUUCAAGAAACACAAAAAUUAUUAGAACGUGGUCAAAUUGAAGAAUCAACUUUACCAUGGUCAUCACCAAUCGUUCUUGUUAAGAAAAAAGACAAAACAAUACGAUUUUGCAUUGAUUAUCGACGAUUAAAUGCUAUUACAAUUAAAGAUGCAUUUCCACUUCCUCGAAUUGAUGAAAUAUUUGAUCAAUUAUCCGAUGCAACAUAUUAUACAAAAUUCAAUUUCAAAUCUGGAUACUUCCAGGUUCUUCUAUCGAAAGAGGGCCGUCCUAAAACGGCUUUUUCAACCCGUGACAACCAUUAUCAAUUUACUGUACUUCCUCAAGGUAUUAUAAAUGGACCCGCUACAUUUCAACGUGUAAUUAAUCAUAUAUUAGGACCCGCAAGAUGGAAAUACGCAUUAGCAUAUAUUGAUGAUGUCAUUAUUUACUCCAAAACAUUUCAAGAACACUUAUCUCAUCUGAAUGAAAUUUGUCAAAUAUUAAAAGAAGCUCGUUUCCGUCUUAAUCCAGAAAAAUGCGAAAUUGCUCGAACACAAACUGAUUAUCUUGGACAUCGUAUACAAAAUGGUGAAAUUCGUCCAAGUCCUACUAACAUACACAGCUUAUUAAAUACAAAAUUACCACAAACUGCUAAUGAAGCUUGUAAAUUCGUUAAAGCUGCUGAAUAUUAUAGGAAAUUUAUUCCAAAUUUUUCUCAAAUUGCCGAACCACUUAGAAAAUUCGUCCCAACUACACGAACUCAACAAAAGAAAGGACAGAAAACUUCAAUUACGUUCACAAAUGAAGAAGUUACAGCAUUCACACAACUCAAGCAUUUCCUUACAACUGAUUUAGUAUUACGUCUUCCGAACAACAGAUUCCCUUUUAAAGUUCAAACAGAUGCUUCUGAUGAGGGAAUCGGUGCAGUUUUAUUACAAAUCUAUCUAGAAGGAGAUAGACCAGUCGCAUAUUUAUCCAAGAAAUUUACUCAAGCACAACGUAGAUGGUCUCCAAUGGAACAAGAAUGUUAUGCAUUUAUUUGUGCAUUCGACAAAUGGCAUAAUUAUUUAAGCGGAAUUAAAUUCACAUGGGAAACUGAUCACAAAGCAUUAACACAAUUAAAUAAAAAAGCACAAAUUAAUAAACGAUGUGAAAGAUGGAGAUUAAAAAUUUGA
This is a messenger RNA of Rotaria sordida, 2262 nucleotides long. The record is from the annotation of a GenBank genome assembly. Lineage: Eukaryota; Metazoa; Rotifera; Eurotatoria; Philodinida; Philodinidae.